Messenger RNA from Pyrgilauda ruficollis (rufous-necked snowfinch), 1163 nucleotides. RefSeq names its product cytochrome c oxidase assembly protein COX20, mitochondrial. The coding region runs from base 211 to 564 and encodes 117 amino acids. The transcript has 4 exons. Gene Ontology annotation, cellular component: mitochondrion; mitochondrial inner membrane. The record is from RefSeq and is a predicted model, not a curated record. NCBI's taxonomy places the organism in Eukaryota, Metazoa, Chordata, Aves, Passeriformes, Passeridae. Gene Ontology annotation, biological process: mitochondrial respiratory chain complex IV assembly.
CCCCCGCGCCGUGACCCAUUUCGCCGAACAAAGGAUUCGCGCUGGAAUCUCGCUCAGCGCCGGGACCUAAAAUGGCGCCGGCGCGCCCGCCCCCGCCCCUUCCGCGGGCGCCAUAGAGACGGGGCGGGCGGAGCGGCCUCCCCUCGGCGGCGCUCUGUACGCGGGCGCAGCCCCGGCUCGCUGGUGCGGGCGGGAAGGCGCUGCCGCGGCAUGGCGGGCGAGGGCGACUCUGAGUCGGGGAAGUCCUUUAAACUCCUGGGAUUUCUCGAUGUUAAAAAUGUUCCAUGUGCACGAGAGUCAGUGCUCUAUGGCUCCUUGGGGGCUUUAGUUAUGGGUCUUGGACAUUUUUUAGCAACUAGCAGAGUCAGAAGAUCUUGUGAUGUUGCAGUUGGUAGCUAUAUUUCCACAAUGUUAGGAUACUGGUUUUACUGCAGGUACACCUUGGCCCAGCAAAGGAUCCGGCAAAGAAUGCUUAAAGAAGGAAUCAAAAACAGAAUUUUAUUUGAAGGCAGUUAUCUUGAUCCAGAAAACAAACAAACUGGCAGUGAAAGAAGUGAUUCAUAGGUUGCUCCGGAAGAGUUGUGGUUUAAUACAUUUUUGGGAAAAGGUGGUCCAAAAAAAAGUCAGUCUACACUGCAAGCCUGUGAGGUGUCUAAAACUGGUAAAUCAUGGUUUUCCUAGCAAACCUGAGCAGGAAAUUCAUAGUGAAUCUGUUAAGUCGGUACAAGCCUUGCUUUGUUUCAUGUAUGUAUGUAUGUGACUGCACACAUUUGGAAUGACGUCCUGUUAAUCAUCUGGGAGCUGGUGCGUUCUCUUCAGGGUCUCAGAGGAUUGACAACAGUGAUUUGGGACUGCUUUAACUUCCAUUAUAAACAGAGUGUGGUUUGUUUUAGCAAAGUUGUAAUUACAUCUCGUUUAAAUAGAGGAAAAUAUUUUCAUCACCUGUUGAGUAAAUGCUAUUAUUAACAGUGCUGUUUGUGAAACAGGAAUAUUUGAACAGUAGGAGAAGGCUUUGCUUGUGCAAAGUGGGUGAUAGUCAGCAGCCUUUGUAAGAUUUCAGCUGCAGGAUAACCAGAUAACUUACAUACAUUGUGAAGCUGAAGGUUUUCCAUCUUUGUUCUGUUUCAAACUAUGAAUAAAAUCACACUUCAGAGCAGUCUAAA